AUGGAGGCCUCGUCCGACUCGGGGCCCCAAGCCUCGGCCUCGGUCUCGGCCACGGCGCCGCUGCGCGCCCCAGAGGUGGCGCGGCUCCGCGAGGAGCAGGAAAAGGUGGUCACUAACUGCCAAGAGAAAAUCCAGCAUUGGAAGAAGGUAGAUAAUGACUAUAAUGCACUUCAGGAAAGACUCAGUACAUUGCCUGAUAAGUUGUCUUAUAAUAUCAUGGUACCAUUUGGCCCCUUUGCUUUCAUGCCAGGAAAACUCAUCCAUACUAAUGAAGUCACUGUUUUACUUGGGGACAACUGGUUUGCAAAGUGUUCAGCAAAGCAGGCUGUAGGCUUAGUUGAGCACAGGAAAGAACAUAUAAGAAAAACAAUCGAUGAUUUUAAAAAUGUCAUGAAAAGUUUUGAGUCAAGAGUUGAAUUUACAGAAGAUUUACAGAAAAUGAGUGACGCUGCAGGUGAUAUUGUUGAUAUAAGAGAAGAAAUUCAAAGUGGCUUUGAAGUUAAAGUAAAACACCGAAUUGCUCAUAAACCUCACUCCAAGCCAAAAAGUGUAGAUAUUUUUAAAGCAGAUUUUACAGAUCAUUUAAAAUCCACGGAUUUGCUUGCUGAUAAGGAACUUUGGGCUCGACUUGAAGAACUCGAGAAACAAGAAGAAUUGCUGGGUGAACUGGAUAGUCGGCCUAAUACUAUGAUUGCAAAUGGGGAAGAGAUGACUUCUUCUGAAGAGGAAAAGGAGGAUCAAAACGCAAAUCUGAAUGUGAUGCAACAAGGCAAAGACUCUCUUGUCCCCAGCAGUUGUCCUAAGGACUUGGAACGGUUCAAUGGCCAAAUGGAUAGUCAAUUGAAUUCUUUAGUGAAUGGUUCAGAUUCUUAUCAUAGUAAUGAAGAAGAGGAUGAUGAAGAAGAUAGUGACAAUGAAAAUGAACUUGAUGCUUUAGGGCUUGGAGAUAAUUCUGUACCAACGAUAUAUUUUUCUCAUACUGUGGAACCUAAGAGGGUUCGAAUAAAUACUGGAAAAAAUACCACUUUAAAGUUCAGUGAAAAGAAAGAAGAAGCCAAACGUAAGCGGAAGAACAGUUCUGGUGGUGGUCAUUCUGCCCAUGAGCUGCCUACGAUCAGGACACCUGCUGACAUUUACAGAGUCUUUGUUGAUAUUGUGAAUGGAGAGUAUUUUCCUCGUAAGUCAAUUCUGAAGUGUCGGAGCCGAGAGAACAGUGUGUGUAGUGACACCAGCGAAAGCAGUGCUGCUGAGCUGGACGACAGGCGGGGGGUGCUGAGGAGCACCAGCUACGAAGAAGCCACUGGCAGCGACAGUAAUGAGAACCCUGUGCGAGAGGAACAGCAAGAAGACAACCAUCCAAAGAAACGCUUGCCCUUGUCAGGAACACCUGAGGCCUUUUCUGGAACUGUAAUAGAAAAAGAAUUUUUGUCACCCUCCUUAAAUCCACACUCAGCCAUUGCUCAUCCUGCGCUGCCCACCAUUCCAGAACGAAAAGAAGUUCUGUCAGAGAUACCAGAGGAAACUACCAAGAGGGUUUCAAAGUUCAAAGCUGCCAGAUUGCAACAGAAAAAUUAA
This is a messenger RNA of Chrysochloris asiatica (Cape golden mole), 1575 nucleotides long. Its product is annotated as unconventional prefoldin RPB5 interactor-like. Gene Ontology annotation, molecular function: chromatin binding; phosphatase inhibitor activity; transcription corepressor activity. The coding region runs from base 1 to 1575 and encodes 524 amino acids. The transcript is spliced from 11 exons. Gene Ontology annotation, biological process: negative regulation of phosphatase activity; negative regulation of transcription by RNA polymerase II. Lineage: Eukaryota; Metazoa; Chordata; Mammalia; Afrosoricida; Chrysochloridae. The record is from RefSeq and is a predicted model, not a curated record.